AAAUUCUACAUUUUGUUGACUGGGAUUCCAGUAGCAAUCGGCAUAACUCUGGUGAAUGUAUUUAUUGGCGAAGCUGAGUUGGCAGAAAUUCCAGAAGGCUAUAUUCCAGAACAUUGGGAAUAUUACAAGCAUCCUAUCUCAAGAUGGAUUGCCCGUAAUUUCUUUGAUAGUCCUGAAAAGAAUUAUGAAAGAACAAUGGCUAUCCUUCAGAUUGAAGCUGAAAAGACUGACUUACGGUUAAAGGAGCUGGAAGUUCGAAGACUAAUGCGUGCUAGGGGCGAUGGACCAUGGUAUCAAUAUCCAACCAUUGAUAAGGAGCUUAUUGAUCAUUCUCCAAAAGCAACUCCUGACAACUGAUCAUUCAUUUCUCCAAAUACAAAGCCUAUUCUCUCAAGUGGAAAAUAAAUUAAUUCAUAGCAGUCUGUAUUUUUGCUCUUGGGUGAAUAAAAGAGCUUCUCCCAUUGUUCUUUUUCUCAGUGUUGGUUCAGAUGAAAGUUUUUGAUUUGGGGGUUUCAACUUCAUUUUUAGAACAUUUAAAAUGUAGUAAUAAAAACUAAAGCUGGGUGUGAUGGCUCACAUCUGUAAUCCAGCUACUCUGGAGGAAGAGAUAGGAGGA
Castor canadensis (American beaver) is the source of this 616-nucleotide messenger RNA. NCBI's taxonomy places the organism in Eukaryota, Metazoa, Chordata, Mammalia, Rodentia, Castoridae. The record is from RefSeq and is a predicted model, not a curated record.